Colletotrichum fioriniae is the source of this 840-nucleotide messenger RNA. Lineage: Eukaryota; Fungi; Ascomycota; Sordariomycetes; Glomerellales; Glomerellaceae. The record is from RefSeq and is a predicted model, not a curated record.
AUGGAGAAUCGUACUACGCGUCCCGCCGCCGAAGGCGAGAUCAUAUAUUCACAGCCACGACCACCAUAUGGCUCCGUCGGCUGGGUACCCCAGCAACCAGGCCAUCGCGAGGAUAGCCAAUAUGAGGAAGGCACACCCGAGGAAGAAGAUGCCAUCCUCCUAGCUCGGGACCGAUCUCCGCCGCCGGUCCAUAUCAACGGGGCAACAGGUCCCAGGACCUUCUUCUUCCCAGAAGCGACAUCAGCCUCCCACCGCAGACACGACAACGCCCUCGCCAGCGACGGAGUCCAUCUCCCCCGCCUCCGUCCAGGCCCAGCACCCGUUCUCGAAUGGGACUCCGCCCACCGGCCGGAGCGAGCCCGCGAUCUCCUCCACCUAGUCGACUACAACUUUGGCCCUCCCUGGGCACGCCGCCGGAUCGAUGAGCACACCUCGUUCGCCCACGACGUCAACCUGCGGUAUUCGCAAGCCCAGGACUACUUCCGCGAGCAAGAGGCUCGGGGUCCCCUGAUACCAUUGCCCAAACGUCGUACCGAAAACUCGAUUCCCAACCUCGUCCAGGACCAGAACCUCCACGUCGGAAAUGCACCUUCACGGCCGGGGCUGGUGUAUCACGACUCUCUCGUUCCGGUGCGGGGGCAGGAGUACCACGGGUCACUGGCUCCCCGACCUUCGCUGCACCCUCGCUUAAAUUUCGACAACCUUACUGUUCAGCCUGGGACGCAGUCCUAUCGCUUGCCACGCGUUUCUGAGCGUGAGGCUGGAGAGUUCGAGGAGCUGCAGGAGGCCCAAGAGCAGCCCCAGCAGACUUAUACUGGGUUAUUGAACACUCCCAUCUAG